UGCGACUAUAUAAACACUCGAGUUCCCUUGAUGGGUCUAUCCUAAAAAUCUCUGUCCUCUUGCCUGCACCAAUAAUGGGUCUUCCCUUCAGUGCGUUAAACAAAUUAGGAGUGCCAGGGUUGGGCGCAAUAACAACCGGACAAGUUUAUGAUCGACAUUUUAAGGACAGGGACACGGGCACCUUUAAAGACUUUCAUCUUGCAUAUGUCGAAUUCUGCAAGUAUUUCAACACUGUGUUGCCUGGCCAAGAUUUUGAUACUCCGGACCGUGGUGAUCUAGAGGCAUUCCAUAAAAUAUGGGCAGUGGCGGACGAGCCCGGAAGGAGGAAGAUGUUCAUCGAGUAUAUGCAGGAAAACGUCCACGAGGCCAAAGUUGACGACAGCCUCUUCAUCAUGGCCGGCCUGGCUGCGCCAGCGGCAGCCAUCAUCGCCAAGAAGAGCGGCGAGAGCAUCCCGCAGGUCAAGAAGUUCAAGGUGCAUCUAAUCCCCAACGUCAUCUUUGUGCCGGUGUGCACGCUGGUUGCCAUCAUGGGUGCCACUGCAGUUCAGAUGAGCAAGAAGAGCAAAGACAACAACAAGCCUACGAGCUGAUCCCGUCUUGUUCCUGUCUGCAGUUUAAAUAAGAUGAUGUAAUAAACAAGAAACCUGGAAGCAUAUUAUCAUCCAAAUGAUUGUAUAAAAUUAUACUAAUAUGCAAGUCAUGGGUUAAAUAUACAUGUUCCUUUUGUUGUUCAAAUAGCCGAUGGAAAGAAAGCAAAGUUUGAAAAAAUAUCAA
Messenger RNA from Triticum dicoccoides, 774 nucleotides. RefSeq lists its product as uncharacterized. Lineage: Eukaryota; Viridiplantae; Streptophyta; Magnoliopsida; Poales; Poaceae. The record is from RefSeq and is a predicted model, not a curated record. The coding region runs from base 75 to 590 and encodes 171 amino acids. The transcript is spliced from 4 exons.